Molecule: messenger RNA, 2215 nt
Organism: Gamsiella multidivaricata
Lineage: Eukaryota; Fungi; Mortierellomycota; Mortierellomycetes; Mortierellales; Mortierellaceae
Exons: 3
Coding region: 35-2140 (701 amino acids)
Biological process (GO): SRP-dependent cotranslational protein targeting to membrane
Cellular component (GO): signal recognition particle, endoplasmic reticulum targeting
Molecular function (GO): 7S RNA binding; ribosome binding; protein binding
Source: RefSeq, a predicted model, not a curated record
AUCCCUCUCCCCAUCCCCUUUGCCAGCGCUCCCAAUGGCAACCAACAACAUCCAACAACUCUUUGCGGAGAUCGAGCGCCAUAUCAAGCGCGAGGAACACGAUAAAGUCCUCACCUUCUGCGACAAGAUCCUCACGAUAGACUCAAAGGACAAGGACGCCCUGCACUGCAAGGCCAUCACCCUCAUCCGUCUCGAGCGCUACACCGACGCCCUCGUCAUCAUCAACCGCCAGCUCGAUCCCAAAAUCUUCACUUUCGAAAAGGCCUACUGUCUCUACCGGACCAAUCAGCUCUCUGAUGGUGCCCUUCUCAUCUCUCAAAAGCGACAAUCCCUCCAACCAAUGGAGCAGCUCUCCUGGGACCUUCGUCACCUCGAGGCCCAGAUGCUCUACCGCAUGGAACGCUACCAGGAUUGUCUGAAACUCUAUGCGGGCAUGCUCAAGGAUACCCGCAAAUCCGAGGACACCUAUAAUGAUAUCUUGACGAACUUUCAUGCCUGCAAGGCCGCAGUGCUCUACGCGGGUGAGACCCUGGAUGAGAAGUGGGAUCGGGCCGAGGAUGAACACGAUAUGGCGCUGGCGACAUACGAGUUGAGCUUUAAUGCCGCUUGUGAAAAAAUCGCAAAGGGAGAGUAUCAGCAAGCCUUAAAGCUGUUGGAUGAGGCCAAGAAGGUCUGCAGGGAGGCUCUGAAGGAUUAUGAUGAGGACGAGAUCGAACAGGAGAUGGCGAUCCUGGUCGUCCAAACCGCCUACGUCUACCAACUCUUGGGACGCGUCGAACAGGCCCGUGAGUUCUAUCACACCGUCCUGAAGAUCAAGGCCCUGGAAGUGACAGUUCCAGCCGUGGCAGCCAACAACCUAGUCGUGAUCCAAAAACAGGACGACCUCUUCGACUCCAACAAGAAAAUCAAGACUGCAACGACCAAAGCUCUCGGCGUCAAAUUCUUCUCCUCUCAGAAACGUACCAUCGCCAUGAACGAACUUCUUCUGUCUCUCUACCAAUCCAAAUUCGUUGCCUGUCGAGACUCGGCCCGUCAGUUACUCAAAUCCCAACCGGACAACGACGCCCUCUACCUGAUUCUUGCGGCCACCACCUAUAAGCAAAAAAAGACGGCCAAAGCACUCGAGGAGCUGAAGGAAUAUGCCACCCAGCGUCCGGAAUCUGUGGCCAUUCAGUUUGCGAUUGUCCAGCUGGAAUUGCUGAAUGCGCAGGAUUAUACAGCUGCGAUUGAGUCCUUGACCAGAUUCUUGAAGGCCUUACCCGAGAAGGAGCAGCAUCGUCCCGGGUAUGUCGCGCUGUUGGUUUGGUUGUACGAUCAAGCCGGUCAAGGUGAGAAGGGUGUCGAUCUCUUGAGCGAAGCGAGCGCGGUUUGGGCCAAGAGCAACAAGCAAACCAAAACUGGAAGUGCCACGCAUAUGCCUCUGACGCUACUGAAACAGACCGCCGCGUUCAAGUUGCGCUCUCAUCGGUACAAGGACGCCGCGAAGGACUAUGAGGAACUCGUCCGUGCAGACCCCUCAGAUCCGGCGGCCAUCGCUGGCUUGAUCAUGGCCUAUUCGGAAUUUGAACCAGCCCUUGCAGAGAAGUAUGGCGCUUCGUUGCCGGAGAUGAAGAACGUGAUGGCCCUGGAUGUGGACGCGCUCGAACGCGUCGUUCCAGGGCUCAAGCGCGAGUACGUCUCCACUGAGAUCACCAACGCUGCUGCUGGAGCUGGCGCUGGUGGUCGUAGACGUCCGACCUCGAGACCCCGUCGCACGGGGGCCCGGAAGGCCCAUAAGCGCAGACCGUUGUUGCCCAAGAACUUUGACCCCGCGACCGCGAGUACUGCAGAUCCGGAGAGAUGGUUGCCGAAGCGUGACAGGGCCGCAGCUCGCUUGGCCAGGACCCGUAAGACAGGUGCUGGAUCGAGGAAGGAUAUGGGUAAGGGACCUCAGGGGUUGAACAUGGAGGGCGGUGGAAUUGGUGGUACAGGAAGCGCCAGGAUCGCGGGAAGAGAGCAUAUUGUUCCAGUUACUGCCCCGGAACCUGUCGCGGCUGCCAAGAUCGAUGAAAUCAUUGAUGUGGCCGCUGUGGCCAAGGCUAAGAGCUCGGCCUCGAGCGCGAACAAAAAGAAGAAGGGCAAGGGCAAAGGCAAGUGGUGAAUAUCAUUCAGGAUGCUCGACAUGCUCCGGGUGACGUUUGUACAGAGUAGCAAUAAAAACGACGAUGAUUACUGC